Brachypodium distachyon (stiff brome) is the source of this 4295-nucleotide messenger RNA. RefSeq names its product receptor-like protein kinase 2. NCBI's taxonomy places the organism in Eukaryota, Viridiplantae, Streptophyta, Magnoliopsida, Poales, Poaceae. The transcript is spliced from 2 exons. The coding region runs from base 483 to 3980 and encodes 1165 amino acids. Gene Ontology annotation, biological process: protein phosphorylation. Gene Ontology annotation, molecular function: protein binding; ATP binding; protein kinase activity. The record is from RefSeq and is a predicted model, not a curated record. Gene Ontology annotation, cellular component: plasma membrane.
GAGUUGUAGUAAAAGAGGUCAGUGCUAAUUAAGCUCCCCGGCCUCCUUGCUUGUCAGUGCUAGUGCCACACCUGAUUUCUUUUCUCUUCUUCCCUCCCUCCAAUGCGUACCACACUUCAAACCAAGAGGGAGGAUUAAGAAAUGGGGAGAGAGACCAGCAGCAGCAACAAAAGUUUUGUUGGAGAAACCCAAUGCUAGGUGCUGCAUCGAAGCAAGCAAGAACCCACCACCAUUCAUCAAGCAAAGCACGCCCAGGACACAAGCAAACACCUUUGAGAGUUUUGAGGAAGAGAGAGAGAGAUAGAGAUAGAGAAAGAAGAACACAACCUCAUGGCAUUCCAUCUCCAUAGAGAUCUUCGCCAUGCUCCCAAGCUUACUGUAAUUUAGCUUAGCUUAGUGUAAUAUUGUGCACUGCCCCAAGCAAGGCCAAGGAGGAUCGAGCUGCUGCUUCUCUCCAAACAAGAGCACCAGCACGGUUUUUGAUGCUGCUGCUGCCAUUGCCAUUGUUGCCGGCGACCCCAAGCCCAAUGCAUCUUCAGCACAAGCACAACUUCUUCUUCUUCCUCCUCAUCUUACUCAACCUCUUCUUCUUCUUGUUCGUCACCACAACGGACUCCGCUUCUAGCCCAAACUCCGAGGCCGCCUUCUUGUCCUCAUGGCUGUCCGCCUCGCCGGCGCGCCCGCCGGACUGGUCGCCGUCGUCCCCGUCCCCCUGCAACUGGUCCCACAUCACCUGCUCCCCCGCCGGCGCCGUCACCGGCGUCGCCUUCCAGUCCGUCCACCUCGCCGUGCCCCUCCCGGCGGGUCUCUGCGCCGCGCUGCCAUGGCUCGCCUCCUUUGUCGUCUCCGACUCCAACCUCACCGGCGGCGUCCCGGAGGACCUCUCCCAGUGCCGCCGCCUCGCCACGCUCGACCUCAGCGCCAACUCGCUCUCCGGCGAGAUCCCCGCCUCGCUCGCCAACGCCACCGCGCUCGAAUCCCUCAUCCUCAACUCCAACCAGCUCACCGGCCCCAUCCCUGGUGACCUCGCGCCGUCGCUCAGGGAGCUGUUCCUCUUCGACAACCGGCUCUCCGGCGAGCUCCCGCCGUCGCUGGGGAAGCUGCGGCUCCUGGAAUCCCUCCGCUUGGGGGGCAACCACGAGCUCUCCGGCGAGAUCCCGGACUCCCUCUCCGCGCUCUCCAACCUCGCCGUGCUGGGCCUCGCCGACACCAAGAUCUCCGGCCAGAUCCCGCCGUCCUUCGGCAAGCUCGGCAGCUUGGCGACGCUAUCCAUCUACACCACCUCGCUCUCCGGCCCUAUCCCGCCGGAGCUCGGCGGCUGCGGGAACCUCACCGACGUCUACCUCUACGAGAACUCGUUAUCCGGCCCCAUCCCGCCGGAGCUGGGGAAGCUGGGCAAGCUCCAGAAACUCCUCCUAUGGCAGAACUCCCUCACGGGCCCAAUCCCGAACACCUUCGGGGCGCUGUCGAGCCUCGUCUCCCUCGACCUCUCCAUCAACUCCAUCUCCGGCGCCAUCCCGCCGGAGCUCGGCCGCUUGCCCGCGCUGCAGGACCUCAUGCUCAGCGACAACAACCUCACCGGCGCCAUCCCCGCCGCGCUCGCCAACGCCACGUCGCUCGUGCAGCUGCAGCUCGACACCAACGAGAUCUCCGGCCUCAUCCCGCCGGAGCUCGGGAGGAAUCUAGUUAACCUGCAGGUGCUCUUCGCGUGGCAGAACCGGCUCGAGGGGAAGAUCCCUGCGGAGCUCGCGGCCAUGGCGAGCCUCCAGGCGCUCGACCUCUCCCACAACCGCCUCACGGGCGCCAUCCCGCCGGGGCUCUUCUUGCUCAAGAACCUCACCAAGCUGCUGAUCUUGUCCAACGAUCUCUCCGGCGUGAUCCCACCGGAGAUCGGGAAGGCGGAGAAGCUCGUGCGGCUCCGGCUCGCCGGGAACCGCAUCGCCGGCUCCAUCCCGCGCGCCGUGGCCGGGAUGAAGAGCGUCGUCUUCCUCGACCUCGGCAGCAACAAUCUCGGCGGCUCCAUCCCCAACGAGAUCUCCCUCUGCCAACAGCUCCAGAUGCUCGACCUCAGCAACAACACGCUGACCGGAUCUCUCCCGGAAUCCCUCGCCGGAGUCCGCGGGCUCCAGGAGCUCGACGUCUCGCACAACAAGCUCACGGGCGCUCUCCCGGAAUCCUUCGGGAAGCUUGAAUCCCUCAGCCGUCUCGUCCUCGCCGGGAACGCGCUGUCUGGGCCGAUUCCAUCGGCGCUGGGCAAGUGCGGCGCGCUCGAGCUCCUCGACCUCAGCGACAACGGCUUCUCCGGCGGGAUCCCCGACGAGCUCUGCAACCUCGACGGGCUCGACAUCGCGCUCAACCUCAGCCGGAACUCGCUCACGGGACCGAUCCCGGGGAAGAUUUCGCAGCUGGGCAAGCUCUCGGUGCUCGACGUUUCAUACAACGCGCUCGGCGGCGGGUUAAUGCCGCUGGCCGGGCUGGAGAAUUUGGUCACGCUCAAUGUCUCGCACAACAACUUCACGGGGUACCUCCCGGACACGAAGCUGUUCCGGCAGCUGUCGCCGGGGAGUCUGCUAGCCGGGAACGCCGGGCUCUGCACGACAGGCGGCGACGUCUGCUUCAGGAGGAAUGGCGGUGCCGGAGACGGGGAAGAAGGCGAUGAGGCGCGUGUGCGCCGGCUGAAGCUGGCCAUCGCGCUGCUGGUGACUGCGACGGUGGCCAUGGUGGUCGGGAUGAUCGGGAUACUGAGAGCUCGGCAGAUGAAGAUGGCCGGGAAAGGCGGCGGCCAUGGCAGCGGCAGCGAGUCGGAGGGCGGCGGGGGCUGGCCGUGGCAGUUCACGCCGUUCCAGAAGGUGAGCUUCUCGGUGGAGCAGGUGGUGCGGAGCCUCGUGGACGCCAACGUCAUCGGCAAGGGCGUCCACGGGGUCGUCUACCGCGUCUGCCUCGACUCCGGCGAGACCAUCGCCGUCAAGAAGCUCUGGCCCGCCACCACCGCCGCCGCCGACAUCAUGGGCAAGGACGCCGGCAGGGACUCGUUCUCGGCGGAGGUGCGCACGCUGGGUACCAUCCGUCACAAGAACAUCGUCAGGUUCCUCGGAUGCUGCUGGAACCGGAGCACCAGGCUACUCAUGUACGACUACAUGCCCAACGGUAGCCUCGGCGCCGUGCUCCACGAGCGCGGCAGCAAUGGCGGCAGCGGCGGCGGGGCGCAGCUUGAGUGGGACGUCCGGUACCGGAUAGUGCUGGGGUCGGCGCAGGGGCUGGCGUACCUCCACCAUGACUGCUCGCCGCCCAUCGUGCACCGCGACAUCAAGGCUAACAACAUCCUCAUCGGUCUCGACUUUGAGCCCUACAUUGCCGACUUCGGCCUCGCCAAGCUCGUCGACGACGAUGCCAACUUCGGCCGGUCCUCCAACACGGUCGCCGGAUCAUACGGCUACAUCGCCCCAGAGUACGGAUACAUGAUGAAGAUCACGGAGAAGAGUGACGUGUACAGCUACGGGGUGGUGGUGCUGGAGGUGCUGACAGGCAAGCAGCCCAUCGACCCGACGAUCCCGGAUGGACAGCACGUGGUUGACUGGGUGCGCCGGCACAAGGGCGGUGCUGCCGUGCUCGACCCGGCGCUCCGGGGGCGGUCCGACACGGAGGUGGAGGAGAUGCUGCAGGUCAUGGGUGUCGCGCUGCUCUGCGUUAGCCCGACGCCCGAUGACCGCCCGACGAUGAAGGAUGUCGCAGCGUUGCUCAAGGAGAUCCGGCUCGAGCGCGAGGAGUACGCCAAGGUCGACGUCCUGCUGCUCAAGGGUGGCGGCGGCGGCGGCGGCGAAUUGCCUACCAAUGCCGCUGCGACAAUGCCAGUGACAACGAAGGCCACUACGUCGACGUCGAGCACACCGCCAUACCGGCAAGGCCCCGGGAGCAGCAGCAACAGCAGCAGCUUGUCUGCCCUCUACUCCUCAUCAAAGGCCAAGUCACCAUUUGGCUGAUUCAGACCAAGCAAAAGAUGCAGUUGCAUGCCAAAAUUUCUACAUCAGCAGAUGAACAAUGCUGGUUAAUUUCCUCUCUGUUUGCGGUUGCAUUUUUUUGUUGUUGAUGGUGGUUAAUUAGUUCUGUAAAUGGUUUUGUUCUUUUUGGAGAGUACUUAAAUUAGUGUAAGUUAAGUACUUAGGAAUUACUGCUAGGCUUCGAAGACGAAGAGAAUUAGAGCUUGAAUGCUUGAUGGAGGUCUGCUGUUUGAAUAAAGAUCCAAGAAAUCCUAGCAAAUGGAUGGAGCCCGUCCAUGUUUCCUUGCUGGUGUUAAA